UAUAUCAUAGACUGCCAAAAAAAUAAACAAAUCUGUCUUGGAAGAAGUACAGGCAGAAUGACCCUUAGAAGCAAGGAUAGUGAAACUUAAUCCCGUGUACUUGAACAUGUUACCAGGAGAGACCAGUCCUCAGAGAAGGACAUCGUGCUUGGUAGAGUAGAGGUUCAUCAAAAAAGGGGAAGAUCCUUAGCGAGAUGGAUUGACACAGUGGCUGCAGGAAGGGAUCAAGAAUAAUGAUUGUGAGGCUGGUGCAGGACCAGACAAGUUUUUAAUUCUAUUAUACAUGGUGUCACUCUGAGUCAGAAUCAACUCGAUGGCACCUAACAACAACUUGAAAGUUUACAGGUGGUAUUCAGAAUCAGAAAAUUUGGGUUGAAAUCCCUGCUCUAAGCUGUGUGAUAAUGUAAAGUUUUUGGUUUUGAUUUUGUAACUUGCAUUUGCCCAAGUUUUUGCCUGUAAAAGAGAGGAAAAUAAAGCAUUUUUGUCAUUAUGUAGGUGCUUUAAAUUUCCCUUGAGGGUGAAAUAACAUACUAUCUCAGCCAACUUCCAGCCCCAUAGUUGGGUUUUUUCUUAAUGUAUUUUUGUUCUUUGUGCUUUCUCCUAUAGGUCUGGCAGGAGAAAAACAAAUAAGCAACUGAAGAAUGAGAAACCAUACAGCAAUAACAGAGUUUGUCCUCUUGGGACUGUCAGAUGACCCAAAGCUUCAGAUUGUGACUUUUGUCUUUCUACUUAUCACCUACAUGCUCAGCAUCACUGGGAACCUGACCAUUAUCACCCUCACCCUGCUGGAUUCCCACCUCCAGACCCCCAUGUAUUUCUUCCUCAGGAAUUUCUCCUUAUUAGAGGUUUCAUUCACAACUGUCAGUAUACCCAGGUUCCUGGGCACCAUUAUUAGCGGAGAUAAAACCAUUUCCUUUAAUAACUGCAUUGCUCAGUUAUUUUUCUUCAUUCUCUUGGGAAUCACUGAAUUUUACCUUCUGGCUGCCAUGUCCUAUGACCGCUAUGUGGCCAUCUGCAAACCCCUGCAUUAUGUGACUAUCAUGAAUCGCAGAGUCUGCACACUGCUUGUCUUCUCUUCAUGGCUGACUUCAGUCUUAAUCAUAUUCCCAGCGCUCAUGUUGCUGUUAAAGCUUGAUUACUGUAGAUCUAACUUGGACCAUUUUACCUGUGAUUAUUUUCCCCUGCUGCAACUUUCUUGUUCAGACACAAAAUUCCUAGAGGUAAUGGGUUUCUCCUGUGCUGUGUUUACUUUACUGUUCACGUUGGCAUUAAUAAUUCUGUCUUACAUAUAUAUCAUCAGAACAAUUUUGAGAAUUCCUUGUACUAGUCAGAGGACAAAGGCCUUCUCUACGUGUUCUUCCCACAUGAUUGUCAUCUCUAUCUCUUACGGUAGUUGCAUUUUCGUGUACAUUAAACCCUCAGCAAAAGACAGGGUGUCUUUGAGCAAGGGAAUAGCUGUGCUAAACACCUCAGUAGCUCCCAUGCUGAACCCAUUUAUUUACAGCCUGAGGAAUCAACAAGUCAAGCGAGCCUUCAUGGACAUGGCAAGGAGGACUGUAUUUUUCACAAGCAGAUGAAAAGAUGUGGUGUCAAGAAUUAGAGGCAAACUGAAUGGCAAUUUAAAAAAUAAAAAUAAACAUGGAUUUUCAGUAGCCUGUUCAAAAUCAGAAUGUCUUCCCUUUAAUUCAUGGCCAUGCAUUUUUUUUUUUCUAUGUAGUUCAUGGGAAUAUUUU
This is a messenger RNA of Loxodonta africana (African savanna elephant), 1733 nucleotides long. Its product is annotated as olfactory receptor 6C1. NCBI's taxonomy places the organism in Eukaryota, Metazoa, Chordata, Mammalia, Proboscidea, Elephantidae. Gene Ontology annotation, molecular function: G protein-coupled receptor activity; olfactory receptor activity. The transcript has a single exon. The record is from RefSeq and is a predicted model, not a curated record. Gene Ontology annotation, cellular component: membrane. Bases 642 to 1577 code for a protein of 311 amino acids. Gene Ontology annotation, biological process: G protein-coupled receptor signaling pathway.